Messenger RNA from Trichechus manatus latirostris (Florida manatee), 4995 nucleotides. RefSeq names its product cilia and flagella associated protein 43 (gene CFAP43). Gene Ontology annotation, cellular component: axoneme. Gene Ontology annotation, biological process: cilium assembly; sperm axoneme assembly. The record is from RefSeq and is a predicted model, not a curated record. Gene Ontology annotation, molecular function: protein binding. The transcript is spliced from 38 exons. Bases 1 to 4995 code for a protein of 1664 amino acids. Lineage: Eukaryota; Metazoa; Chordata; Mammalia; Sirenia; Trichechidae.
AUGGUGCAGGACCAGGAGCGAGAAGACUCCCACCAACUCUCCGGCAGCCCGUCCUUGUUCGUGAGAUGGGUGCAUGGAUUCCCUAAGCAGAAUGUCCAGUUUGUCAACAAUGAAACCAUUUGCUACCCCUCUGGGAAUUACGUAAUAUUUAUUAAUCUUGAAACCAAGGAAAAGACAGUACUCCAGUGUGUGAGUGGAAUUGUGGGCAUCGUGGCAACUAACAUACCCUAUGAAGUUGUGGCUUUUUCAGAUCGAAGGCUAAAACCCCUCAUCUACAUAUACGACUUUCCUGGAAUGACCAGAAGGACCAAAUUAAAAGGCAAUGUUCUUCUGGACUACACUUUACUUACCUUCAGUCACUGUGGCACAUACCUGGCUAGUUACUCUUCUCUACCAGAAUAUGAACUGGCCCUCUGGAAUUGGGAAUCACAUAUCAUCUUGUGCAAGAAGUCACAACUUGGUGUGGAUGUGAGCCAGAUGACUUUUAACCCCAUGAACUGGCACCAGCUGUGUUUGUCAAGUUCAAGUGCAGUGACUGUGUGGACCAUUGAAAGAAGUAACCAGAAACAUUACCUCAGACCAAAGUCAGUGAAACUACCUGCAGAAGAUGGGUCCAUUUUAGAUGAAACAGACAUCAUUUUCUCCCACUCACUGCUCAAGGAUCCUAUCUAUGGACCUGUGUUCCCCCUGUCGGCCAUUGCCGGGCUAGUGGGCGAAGAGGCAGAAACUUUCAGGCCAAAAGAUGAUCUGUGUCCUUUGCUUCACCCAACUAUGCAUUGCUGGACUCCAACAAGUGACCUGUAUGUUGGUUGUGAAGAGGGUCAUCUUUUAAUGAUUAAUGGAGAUACUUUGAAGGUGACUGUGCUUAAUAAGACAGAAGAACCACCACCUUUGGGCAGAAGAAAUAUUAUCAGUCCAAUCACCUUGGCAUAUCAGAAAGAAGGUGUACUUGCUUCUGGAAUAGAUGGCUUCGUGUAUUCUUUUCUUAUUAAAGAUUCAAGUUACAAAGUACAGGAUUUUAUCGAGGUAGAAGAGCCUGUGGAGCAUCUUGUGUUUUCUCCCAAUUACAGAAUGUUGCUGAUUCAAACAGAGAAGGGAUCUACUUAUAUCUACACUUUUGGUGAGGAGCCAACCUUUGAAAAAGUCCUAGCUUCUUAUGAUGCGAAUUUUCAGGCAAUGGAAUUUAUCACACCUGGAAACAGUCACUUCAUGACACUGACAAGUUCAGGGGACGUUGGUGUUUGGUUGUUGGAGAAUGGUUCUCCUGUCAGCAGUAUUUCUCUUAAUACCCCGUCGACAGUUCUGGCUUGCUCUCCCUCCUCACACUCUGCUGCCGUGGGGACCGUGGGUGGCUCAGUCCACUUCCUCAAUGUUGCUGACGUCAAGUCCCCUCGGGAAGUUCACAAGGCCUUUCUUUCCAAAGCUUCCGUGCAGGAUGUUAUUUAUGACCAGCGAGGAAUAUAUCUGUUAGCUGGAACAUCAGAAGGAUACAUCUUUGUUAUCAAUGCCAAGCCGUCAAGCUCAUUUCAGAUUCUUGGAUACACAGAGGUGGGCAAAGGCUUUUUACAAAUAUCCACAGUGUCUGUUUUGGAAACUGACAUAGUGGAAGUGAUGGUGCUUAUCCCACUUCCAGAAACAGAAAGAAGCAGACUGGAAAUAUUUACUCUGCCUACAAUACUACCACAAGUUGCUGCAAGCUUUGCUGAUGAAAGAGGGAAGCUGAGAGAUGAAUUCAUUCAUAAGUACCUGUAUGAGAUCGAGCAUGCUCUUUCCUCUGCAGUCUUGGACUUCCAAAGCCAACGAAUUUUUGGCUUCUGCAGUCACGUGCCAUACAUCUGUAGCUAUCUUCUUCCUGAAACAGAACAUACUGGUGUUUGCAUUCUUAAACCACUCCAAAAAGUGAAAAGCAGACAUUAUGGACAUGGAAAGCUGUAUCUGUCUUCUCAUGGAUUGUGGCUCUUAACAGUAGCUAAAGGUGGAAUUCUGUAUAUCCGAGAUGCUUAUACUUUGGAAACCUUUGCUCAGUGUCGGAGUCAUUCUUACCAGGGGCAAGGGAUUCAGUCAUUGAAAGUUUCAAUGGAUGGACAAGACAUUCUGGUGAAUGGGAGAAAUGACGGCACCCUUGUUUGUCUAAAAUGGAAGCGAUUUGGAGGAGUCUUAGCCACUGACAGUCUUCACCACUACUUGAAACUUUCAACUUCUCUGAGCAACACCAUGGAUGAGGAGAAUGCCUGUAUGCAUACAAUAAAAAGAGAUUCCUUAGAUUUGGGAUCAGAUCAUGAAAAAACACAGCUAAACAUUGACUCCUCACAAGAAGAAUUAGUCUCAGCUCAGGACAUGAAGGAAAUUUCCUGGAUAGAAGCAAAAAGUCAAGAGGCCAUCAAAAAAGAGGUUAACCAGUUCUCCAAGAAAAGGAAAGAGAUAAAAAAAGGAAUCAAAGCACUUGCUAAAACGGUUCAGAGUAUGAUGGAAGAAAAUGAAACAGUAGACUAUAUUGCAAAAUUAGAGCAACAGGAAUUCAGCCUGGAUCUUGAGGAGUUGGAAAGGCUUCAUGACGAAAGUGAGGAAGAAGUGGCAAAGAUAAGAAAGGACGCAGAGAUGGAUAAUCUAGCCAAGAGAUAUUUGGCUGAACUUAUCAAAGAAGAAUGCUGGAAUUCGAUGGCUGUGAAAGGUCGAGCUCUUAAGUGCUUUCGCUUACCCUAUAUGGUUGAGAACUUCCCAAUGAAAGAGCGCACAGCUAAAGAGUUGAAAGAAUUGGAGAAAGUUUUACAGCAAAAGAAGAUUGAAACAGAAUGUCUUAAACUACGAAUGGAAAUUGUAGAAGCCCAGUCUGCAGUUUCCUUGGGUAAAAAGCAUCAUGAAGAGGAUGAUGAAGAAGAGGAAGAAGAAAAUGUGACAGCAAAAGAUACCAAUUUGCCCAAUUACCUGCUUGGCAGUCUGAGUACUGAUUUUGGGGUGGAUACCUCUUUUUUGUCAAGCCAGUUGGAACUUCAUUCGAGAGAGGAGAAAAUCAACCAAAUUACAUUACUGAAGGAUAUCAUCUACAAGGUCAAAACUGUUUUUAAUAAUGAGUUUAAUGCUGCAUAUAAACAAAAAGAGUUUGAAAUUGCACGUGUGAGGGAGAGAAAUGUAAGAAUUCAAGAAAUUAUUUUAGAUCUGGAGUUGGAAGAAACGGUCUGGCAACCAGAAUUUGAAGAAUGUGAGAAGCCGGAGAGAACCCUUGUUGUGGAAGAUAGUGAGAUUACAGUUAGCAAACAUGUAAAACCGUGGAAAAAAGCCAAAGACGAACUGAUUACAGCCCAGAGAAUAGAGCAAUGGUUUACAUUCCAGGACUCCGACAUGAGACAUCGAGCCCUGAUGGACAUGAUGGGAGGUGUUCUGGAAGUCAAGAAGGAAGAUAUCUUGAGAAUGGUGAUUCCUCAGCCUGCUUUCAUGACAAAACCUGAUGCUGUGUGGUCUGAAGAGGAAAGGAAACAAUUCAAAGACUAUGAAAAAAAAGUAAAGGAGCUAAAUGAAGAAAGAGAUAAAUAUAGAAAGUCGUUAGAAGCAGAACUGAAGAAACUUCAAAACAGUAUUCAAGAAAGCACACAGGCCUUCGAUGAACAUUUAAAAAGACUCUUUGAGAGGAGAGUGAAGGCAGAGAUGGUUGUCAACCAGGAGGAAUUGAAAAUAACUAACCUUAGUUUCUCUUUACUAUUGGAUGAAGAAUUAAGCUCCAGAGAAUUAUGCCUGAACAACUACCUUGCAAGGAAGCAGGAGGAGAAAAUCCAGACUUCAGAGGCUAGCCGGAAUGCUAAAGAAGACCUCGAUAUGUACAAGGAGCACUAUGACAACUUACUGGCGGAAGACAAAGUUCUGGAUCGCAGCUUUAAAAAGGAGUUUUCUGAAAUUCCUGUGCAUCAAGUUGAUUUACUCUACAAACUUUUUAAACGCCGGCCAAAGAUUCACAAACAGAAAACGCCCCAAGAUACGGCCAAUAUUGUCCCUUUUGGAGAGCGACCAGGAUCUGACAAAUUGAACAGGGAUGCCUUUGCACAGUUAAUGAAAGCCAUGGAUGAACUGGACAAUAUUAAUAACAUGCCAGAAGGCUUGGAUGUCUCGGUCUGGGAACAUUUCUGCGUGACCAGACGAGUGAAAGUGGAAAAUGAACAGAAAGUAAAGCAGAAAGCAGCUGGCUUAAUGGAAAUGGUGGCUUUUCUUCGGAAGAGAAUUGAGGAAGAUGAAAAGGUGCAACAGAGCAUUGAAAAAGUGUUCCGUGAACUCAUCCUAUUACAGGAAGAGAAAGUAGAAUUCCAGUUGAAUUUGACUAUCCAAAUUCUCCUUAAACAAGGACAAGUAGAACUGGAGAAUUUUCAGUUAAUUCUGGAAUAUUCUGAUGCAAUUCUCAUCAACAAGAGCAUAAUUGAAGACUUGAAUUCUGUGGUUCGGACUCAAGGACAAAAGAAAGUUACUAGCAUGAUGGAAAGUAAAGAUGUCCACAAAGGAAUAUUUCAGAUUGAGUGGGAACAUAAGAAAAUGGAGAUGGAAAUGGAAGAUCUAAAUCAGAAGGCUUGGGAUAUUCAGAUGCUGUUUUUUUCAAGAGAUCGUCAAAAGUUCCUAAAUGAACCGCACUAUGAGACUCUGAUAGGUAUUCAGAUUGGAAUAAUGGAGCAAACUAUUGCUGUUUUAGAUAAGACCCACAAGAAGAAUGUGGAAAACUGCAAAAAACUACUCAAAAAACUGGAAAGGUUCAGCAAUCGCAAAGAUGUAGCAAAUUAUACUCUAAGCUGCAAUUUACGAGACGAGUUGGUGGCUGUCUCAGAGAGAAGAGACAUCUGUAAUGCAAUUGGAUCUAAACUAACUUGUGAAAAGAUUGCCAAAGAACAAUAUGAAAACAUGAUGCAACAACAAAAAUUAACAAAUAUUUCAAAACAACAAGCUGAACAGAUUUCAAUUCUGCAGGCUGAAGUUGAAAGAUUAAGGAUGAGAACAUUUCCUGCUCUUGUUCAAAUGUAA